Messenger RNA from Poecilia reticulata (guppy), 2748 nucleotides. Lineage: Eukaryota; Metazoa; Chordata; Actinopteri; Cyprinodontiformes; Poeciliidae. The record is from RefSeq and is a predicted model, not a curated record.
AAGUUGAGAAACUGGUGAUAAAUAAAGACGCAUUGAGAUUUAUGCAACCUCUGAGGGGAACUCCAGCAUACUGGAACAAAACAACAAAAGACUUGUUCAGUAUAAUUCGUCAAAUUGGCACCCCCUGUUUUUUUGUCACGUUUUCAGCUGCGGAGUUCAGAUGGCCUGAAAUCAUUCAAGCCAUAAAGAGGCAACAAGGUGAGGAAAUUGAUGUUGACGCUCUUGACUGGACCGCCGAGUCUGAGAUUCUGCGAUCCAAUCUUGUCACCUGCAUGCGUUUAUUCGAUAAGCGAGUUGAGGCACUUUUCAGAGAUUUGUUGCUGUCAGAUGCUUAGCCUUUGGGAAGAGUGAUUGACUAUUUUUACAGAGUUGAGUUUCAGCACAGAGGAAGUCCACACAUCCAUGYGAUGCUAUGGGUUGAAGGAGCUCCACAGCUGGAUGAGUCAGACGAUCAAACUGUGUGUAAUUUUGUUGAUAAAUACAUCUCGGCACAGCUUCCUGAUCCAGACAGAGAACCAGAACUGUAUCGGAAAGUUUCUGAAGUUCAGAGGCACAGUAAGAAUCACACCAGGUCUUGUUUCAAGAGUGUGAACUCUGGUUGUCGAUUUGGUUUUCCAAAGCCCCCCUGCAGAAACACMRUGAUCUCCAGACCAGGUGAGAACAAUGACACUKWAACUGCYAAAGYCAAACUCAGRCCUUUGAUGCAACUCCUGAACGAACCUGAAGUCGCUUCCAUGAGUUUAGAGCAGAUCCUUUCUCKGUGUCACUUGACRCUAGAAGAGUAUGAAUCUUGUCUUCAGACCAUGAACAAAAAGACUGCCAUCUACUUGAAGCGUGAUCCCAAAGAUUGCUGGAUAAAUGCUUACAAUCCACAUCUGSUUAAAGCUUGGGACAGUAACAUUGAUGUGUCUUUCAUACUAAAUGCCUACUCAUGUAUACAGUAUUUGACAAAAUACAUCACAAAGAAAGAAAGUGGACUAUCAGAGUACCUGAAAACAGUGCUGGAUAAUUCAAACAUGGACCGAGUCAAUGAGUGUGAUGAAAUGAAAGCGAUCAUGCAAGCAUACUCUAAAAAGCAAGAAAUUAGUGCUCAGGAGUGCGUUGCUCGUGCCUGUGGAUUAAAGAUGAAAAACUGUUCCCGCAGUGUUGUGUUCAUACCCACAGACGAUAAUCCUGUGAAGAUGAGUUGGCCAAUGUCUUUCUUGGAGGAUAUCCCAUCGGAUUCUUGCAAUAUAUGGAUGACCAGUUUGACAGAUAAGUACAAAGCAAAGCCUGAAAUACCCGAAUAUGAGGAGAUGUGUUUGGCUGAUUUCGCUGCUAUCUGCAGGUUUGUAAGUUCAGAGAAGGCAAGCAGUAAUGGUGUUUUACCACUUCUAAAUCAGCUGGGAUUUGUGACAAGGCGAAAAAAUGACAAGCCCUCCGUCAUCCGCUACUAUCAUUGUUCCAAAGAGAAAGAACCGGAGCAGUUUUAUGCCAGAUUACUGAGACUGUACCUUUCUCAUCAGUCGGAGUUUGAAAUUCGAAGCGUCAGUCUUCCUACCUACGAGUCUUUUUACACCUCUGGCUGUGUCCGACUACCAGGUUCAGACCGCCUUGAAACUGUUAAAGGUGUUGUCAAGAGAAACAGAGACAAAUAUGAGAAAAACAAUGAGGAGAUUGAGAGUGCCCUUGAAGAGUUUGAGGAAAGCAGAGACCAGGUGAUUGAUGAGUGGUGUAAUCUUGCUCCUGAAUCUGAAGUUGUGAGGUUGCAGUGUGACGACGACCUUCAGCCAGCAGAGCCCGAAAACGAACAGGAAAACGUACCAGACUAUUGUCCUCAGUCUUCUGCUGUCACUGAAAUGCGAGCCAUCAGAGAACCUCCCGCUAUGGAUCCGACUUUGCUGAGACAAAUGUAUCAGAACUUGAACCAGAAGCAGGCCUGUAUCUUCUAUGCCAUCAGAGACUUCUGCCUUAAACUUGUGUGCGGUCUGAAACCAGAGCCAUUUUUUCUGUAUGUAAAUGGUGGGGCAGGUACUGGAAAGUCACAUCUGAUUCGAUGCAUUUACUCAGAGGCAUGCAAAACACUCAGCAGGCUGCCACGCUUCUCAGAGGAUGCUGAUAUUUCGGCUCCAACUGUUCUGCUCACUUCAUUCACUGGAACGGCAGCUUUCAACAUCUGUGGAACAACACUCCACUCUUUGUUUAAACUUCCAAGGUCGUUAAAACCACCAAUUCAAGCACUUGGCAAUCAGUUGGAUGAAAUCAGGUCAGAACUUUUCAACGUUCAAAUCUUGAUUAUUGACGAGAUCUGAAUGGUUUCUAAGCCCCUCUUUGCUUAUGUGGAUGCACGGCUCAAACAAAUCAAAGGAAGUCAUAAACCAUUUGGAGAUGUAUCUGUAUUGGUGCUCGGCGAUUACGCUCAGCUUAAACCAAUUCGCCAAUCUACACCUCUUUGUGUACACAAUCCAGAGGAUAUUGACUUGUGGCAGGAACAUUUUCAAAUGACCUCUCUAACUGAGAUUAUGAGGCAAAAAGAUGAYAUUGCGUUUGCAGAGAUGCUUAACAGAAUUUGGGUCAAAGAAAAAACUGAUGAACUGUCUCAGGCUGACAGAGAUUUGUUAUCACAAGCCAUCACAGAACCAAGUCUUUGCCCUGCUGACGUUUUGCACAUUUUUGCGACCAAUAAGUUGGUGGAUGAAUACAAUUUGGCAACUUUGACUUUGUUACAUUCCAACAUCAUCACCAUUGACGCAGAUGACUUCCAAAAGG